Messenger RNA from Nanorana parkeri, 1052 nucleotides. It is a transcript of the gene BCAP29, whose product is annotated as B-cell receptor associated protein 29. Bases 102 to 833 code for a protein of 243 amino acids. Gene Ontology annotation, biological process: intracellular protein transport; endoplasmic reticulum to Golgi vesicle-mediated transport. The record is from RefSeq and is a predicted model, not a curated record. Gene Ontology annotation, cellular component: endoplasmic reticulum; endoplasmic reticulum membrane. NCBI's taxonomy places the organism in Eukaryota, Metazoa, Chordata, Amphibia, Anura, Dicroglossidae. The transcript is spliced from 8 exons.
AUGAAUGGUCAUUCCCACAAGUGUUGAAUGCUUAAGAGACCUAAAGAAUCUACAGUGCCUAAACAGAGGGAAGGUAGGACAAAAGGCUUCAAGGCUGUAAAAUGACCUUUCAGUGGACAGCAGUAGCUUCAUUUCUUUAUGGGGAAAUAGCACUUCUAUUAAUCCUUUGCAUCCCAUUUGUUUCUCCAUUAAGAUGGAGGAAAAUAUUCAGAUUUCAGUUAUGGAGUAAAAUCUCUCCAUACUGGAACAAAGCAUUUUUAUCCAUUAUAGUUGUGCUGGUUGUCCUUUUUCUUGAUGCUGUAAGAGAGGUUAGGAAAUACUCUUCAGGUCCGACUAUUGACAAGGGGGCAUCUCUUACUUCUAGUUCUUAUGAUCACAUCCAUAUGAAGCUUUUCAGAUCCCAGCGGAAUUUAUACAUCUCCGGAUUCUCUCUAUUUCUGUGGCUUGUUCUGCGUCGUGUCAUAUCACUGAUAAAUCAGCUGGCAUCGGUGAUGGAUGACAAUGAUGCUAGGCAAACACAAGUAGAGAAGGUCAACGAGGCUGCCAAAAAGCACAUGCAAGACAACGAUGAACUAAAGAAGGCUUUGGAUUCAAAUAAAGUUGGCAAAAAUGAAAAGGCUAUUAAAGCAGAAAAUGUAAGGCUAAAAAAAGAAAUUGAAGAUGGGAAAGACGAAUUAAAGAGAAUGUCAAAUGCUCUUUCCACAUCUCAAGCAGAAUUUGUUGCAUUGAAGAAGCAGAGUGAAGGCCUUACAAGAGAGUAUGAUCGUCUUCUGAAGGAGCAUGAGCAGCUACAGAAUAUCAAAGAAGAACAACAUGAUAAGAAGGACCUGUAACUGAUUUAUCAACUCUCUAUCCAAGAGGUCAUAAGGCUGUGAAAAGCUCUUCUACAAUCUUGCAUUAUUUUUGGCACUCUAAGGAAAUAUGCAAUAAGAAAUGCAAAGGGUUUAGGUGUCUUUUGUGUGAUUUAGGAAAACAGUCAUUGUUAAUACCAAAUGUCUAUUUUGUCUCUAUCACUAAGUUUAAUUGUAUUGCUGAAAAUAUACUUCUAAUGU